CAGGCAUCUUUGAAAGUCUUACAGCCGGAAGCUGCCGACCCCUGGGACCUGGAAUUAUCUCACAAAAGAGCACUUCAUCGUAAGGAAUAUGAAGGGUUCUUCAAAGGCAUCAGUUACUGGUGUUCCAAAAUCAGAUAAUCCACGCUCAGGAAAAGACUACAAAAUGCAUCUGUCAAAUAUUGGAAAGAGAAAGGCAGUACAACAAGCUAGUGAAGAUACUUCAGCUCAAAGGAUCCAGAGAGCUUGGUUAUCUCAUAUGGACAAAACAAUAUUUCAACUCCUAAAGCACACAGUUUGUGCGGCGGAAUGUUGUGUGACACAUGAAAUACUGAAGAAAGUGAGCCCCUUAGAGGCUGAGCUCCUGAAAGAUCCUAGCAUGAAGUGUAAAGUUAGAUUCAGAUUUAGUGGUGAAACAUUUCCACCUUUCAUCGUAUUUAAAAUUUUUCUUCAUACUGAAGGCCAUGGUAACAAGUAUUUCAGCGGAAAAAGAUUAUUUAAGCCAUCAAAUGAGGGAGUGGCUGAUGCUUGCAAAAUGAUGGGGGAAAAGAAGUUUUACCAUCAAGUUAUGGAAGAUGAACAUCUUUUCCAGAAAUUCAAAAUAACUGAUGAAAUAGAUAUUGUCACCCUGAAAGAUUACAUGCAAUAUUCCAGUCUCCUGGAUGAGACCCCUGCAUCUUCUGGUGGCAGAAAUAACUACUGGCGAAAAUUAAACCUCAAAAACAUCCCCAGGACAAUGAUAAUAUAUGACAUAGUUGAUUAUGCAGAGUCUGGAAUAAUCUCAAACCGUCUACAAAAAGAAAUGAAGUAUCUAUUACGGAGACCACAAACAGAAGAGAUGCGUCAACACCAGCUACAGAUUGUUUCUGAAGUUAGAUGCCCUUCAUCCUUUUCAGCUAUCAAACCUUUAUAUCGGCCCUACCAACAGCAGAAUCAAAUGAAACAUCUGGGUCGUCGAUCCAAGCAAGCUCAAAUGAAAGUUGAAAAAAUGAAAAAAGCCUAUAAGAUGGCUAAAGAAAAAACUGCUUCCAUGGGGAUGGAACCACAAACGGACACACGAGGUACAAAGCAGCGACAGACAAUCAUCUUCUCUACCCCACCUUUUGACAUCGUGAAAGUUGAUGAGCUCAUGCCAGAUGAGGAAUUGGAAAAACAAGAAAAGGAGUUGUUCGCCUGGUAUCAAGACUUGUAUAUUAAUAGUCCUCCGUCAUCUUAAUGUGUAGCUAACUGAUAGAAAGCCAAAUUAUUUAACAAUCUGCUUGUCUUGCUAAUAUGCAUAUUAAAGGAAAAGGAAAUACAUAAACAAGCCUUCAGGAUGCUCUCUUAACCAAAUGUGUGACCGAUUUUUAAGCCCUUUUAGUAUUACCAUAAGUACUAAUAUUUUUUUACUGAGAGAAUUUUAAUCUGAAUAAUGAUUUCUACUAGAUGCCCUCGAAUUAGCUGUAUACGGUUUUACUCAAGAAAUGAUGAGUAAAUUAGUCCCUGGAACUUUUACUCAAUUUUGAUUUUCCUUUGUUUUUAAAAACAUCUGAACAGGCGUUGUUUAGCAUAAAUAUUAGA
Molecule: messenger RNA, 1557 nt
Organism: Leptonychotes weddellii (Weddell seal)
Lineage: Eukaryota; Metazoa; Chordata; Mammalia; Carnivora; Phocidae
Gene: CXHXorf58
Product: chromosome X CXorf58 homolog
Source: RefSeq, a predicted model, not a curated record